AAUGUAUGUUCGUAUGUAACGUGUGUUAAGUAUUGGUUAAUGUUAUGAAUCUAAAUGUUAUGACUGUUUGUAUUAGUGAUGACAUGACAUGAAUGUGUUGGUAAAGACACUGUGAUCUUAGUGUUGAACAAACAGAUCCAGUGAUGUCUUGGUUCAAACAGACGAAACGAUCAUUUGUUGAAAGUGUUUGCAUCAAUGUUUUGAAGUGCGGACCGAUUCCCCGACACGUGGCCUUUAUUAUGGACGGCAACCGGCGUUACGCCCGUAAGUCUGCCGUAUCGACCAUUGAUGGCCACAAACAAGGUUUUGAGAGAAUGACUCAAAUGCUUGAGUGGUGUCUGGAUUUGGGUGUCGAUGAGGUAACAGUCUAUGCCUUUGCCAUCGAUAACUUCAAGCGUUCAGAUGAAGAAGUUAACAAUUUAAUGGACUUCGCAAAUGAAUUGUUUCACAAGUUAUUACAAGAUAAGGACAAUCUUAACGAAACGGGUAAAGCGAUCCGAUUUUUUGGUGACUUAACUCUAUUGAGACCAGAUAUCCAGCAAUUGGUGGCAGAGGUUGAACUGUCGACUCAAAACAAUACACAAAAAGUAUUAAAUAUCGCUAUUUCUUACUCUUCACGUCAUGAGAUCACAAAUGCAUUACAAGAGUUGCAGACUUGUGUACAAAAUGAUAUAAUCAAAGARUCAGAUAUAACUGAAUCACUUAUUUCUCAGUUCUUGUAUUCCAAUCACUCAUCAGAACCCGAUCUUUUGAUUCGCACCUCUGGUGAAGUACGACUGAGUGACUUCUUAUUGUGGCAAACAAACUAUUCAGUGAUUGCUUUUGCAAAUGUUUUAUGGCCUGAAUUUACAAUUUGGGAUCUUUUCUCUGCUAUUAUUUAUUAUCAGAGAAACUGUAGUUUUUCUGAAACUGCAAAACAUAAGCACCAAUUAAGGUUGAAGUCUAUUGAAGACAAACAGACGCAAGAAGAAUGGAUGGCCAGCGAUGACAUUGAUUUAGAUUUAUUUAUUGCUAAUAAAAGAGAGCGUUUGACCAAAUGUUUACAAUAUUUAGAAAAUAAACGUUUAAACCAAUUGAAAUCAUUGGCUAAAUCAACGCUAAUUACAACUAAAACUUAG
Molecule: messenger RNA, 1118 nt
Organism: Oppia nitens
Lineage: Eukaryota; Metazoa; Arthropoda; Arachnida; Sarcoptiformes; Oppiidae
Gene: Dhdds
Product: dehydrodolichyl diphosphate synthase complex subunit DHDDS-like
Exons: 1
Coding region: 144-1118 (324 amino acids)
Biological process (GO): polyprenol biosynthetic process
Cellular component (GO): endoplasmic reticulum; dehydrodolichyl diphosphate synthase complex
Molecular function (GO): ditrans,polycis-polyprenyl diphosphate synthase [(2E,6E)-farnesyl diphosphate specific] activity
Source: RefSeq, a predicted model, not a curated record